Aureococcus anophagefferens is the source of this 11829-nucleotide messenger RNA. RefSeq lists its product as hypothetical. The transcript has 14 exons. NCBI's taxonomy places the organism in Eukaryota, Pelagophyceae, Pelagomonadales, Pelagomonadaceae. Gene Ontology annotation, molecular function: protein binding. Bases 1 to 11829 code for a protein of 3942 amino acids. The record is from RefSeq and is a predicted model, not a curated record.
AUGAAGCUCCCCCGGCCGCGGCCCGAGGCGCCGCCGCCCUGGGGCUGCGCCGUGGACCAGGCGCUCAUGCUCGCGGUGUCGGGCUGCCUCCUCUGUAGCGCUUUCGCGUGCGAGGCCGUCCGCGUCGUCGCCUACGUCGCCCACGUCCUGCGGCGCAAGGCGAAACCGAGCCGCGACGAGCCCCAGGUGACGGUGCUCAUCGACGGCGAGUGCUGCGUCUGCGACGCUUUACGGUCCUUCGUCCUCUUCCGCCACCGGUCCGACGGCGAGGGCCUGCGGUUCCUGCCCGCGCAGCGCGUCAUCGACUGCCUGGCGACGCGGCACCAGCCGCCGGAGAGCGAGUACGACGAGCGCCACAGCGACUACGACGACGCGCGCGACGUCGCGGACGUGCUGGAGGUGAAGCGCGUGGACCCCGCGAGCCUGCUGCGGAGUUUGCACGUCCUGGACCACGGGCCCGGCGACGUCGUCCUCGACGACGCGACGACGCACGUCGGCGCCUACGGCGUUUUUCGGUUGUUCGACGACUGCCACUGGCCCUACCCUCUGGUGGCGUCCAUCGGCGGCUCCCUGGCGCCGCGCGUCUUCGUGGACGCGUGCUACGGCUGCUUCUCCCGGAACCGCCACGCGUGGUUCGGCCGGCGGAACCCGCUGGCGCCCCUGGGCUCCGAGACCGUCGACGACGCCGCGCGGCGGCGGCUCGUCGUGCGGGAAGCCGUGUUCUUCACGGGCUUGCUGGUUUUGGCCUUUGCGGUGCUGUGGCUGCCCUACGGCGACCGGCGGAAGGAAGGGUCCACGCAGGAGCUCGCGCGAGUGGCGACCGCGGGUUUCGUGGUUUUGCUCUUCGCGUCGGACCUGUGGGGCGAGGACCGGGAGUCGGUCAUGAAGCCCGUGCACGCCUUCUUCGAGCGCUACGUGGGCCACGCGUCCGCGCGUUCUUUGGCGUGCACGCGGUGCUCGUGCGCGCUGAUCCUGCUCAUCUUCACCGCGGACGUCGUCACGGCGCCCCUCGCGGAGACGGCGGCCGUGCCGCGCUGGAUGUGCCGGCCGACGGGCGUCGUCAAGCUGGCCUUCGACUACGGCUACCUCGACGGGUUAUUGGCGGACGCGUCGCGGCUCCGGCUGCUGGAGAAGGCGACGCGGGGGAGCCUGGCGUGCGUCGCGUGCGGCUUCGGCACGCCCGUGGCGGCGCCGGUGGCGGCGGGCCUGUGGCUGCUCUACGGCGGCGUCCUGCGGUCCUACAACACGUGGCGGGGCCACAGCUUCAUCUCCGCGUGGUGGACGCUCGUCGUGCUGGCGGUGCGCGGCGGCUGCGCGGACGCGUGGUCCGUCGACGGGCUGCUCGCGGCGCUCGGCGCGUCGCUGCGGCGGCGCGUGCUCCGGGGCGGCGCGGGGCGGCGCGCGGGCUACAAGCGGCCGCGGAGCCCGUCGUCCGCGCGCGCGGCGGAGAUGACGCGGUCCGCGGAUCGCGGCUGGACGCGGUUCCUCGUGACGCUCAUCUUCGCGAACAACUACUUCAUGGCGGGCCUGUCGAAGCUGUGCGCGUCGGGCGUCGCCUGGGCCUGCGGCGAGAACCUCAAGGCGAAGUUGCUGCAGACGACGUUGACGCAGACGUCGUUCGGCGUGCACGCGACGCUGCUGCUUCGCCACCUGCCCGACGCGUUCUUCGGCGCGUUGGGCGCCUGCGGCCUCUUUGGAGAGAUCGCCAUGGGCCUCGUGCCCUUCGCGUCGCCGGCGAAGCUCCUGUUUCCGGGAGCCAUGUGGCUCAUGCACGUCGGCAUCGCGGCUUUGCAGCACAUCGUCUUCGUGGACCUGCUCCUCCUCAUCCCCGCGUGGUACCUGUGGCACUGGUGCGACCACAGCGCGCGGCCGCGCACGGCCUUCGCGCGACCGCACCCCUGGGACUGGCGCGAGUGGUACGCGGGCACCGCGGGCUCUGUCGCGCGCGGCUACGCGGCCCUGUUCGGCGCGGGCGCGGUCCCGAAGCCCCCCGUCGCGUCGUCGCCCGUGCUCAAGCGCGGGGCAAAACUUUCAAAAAGCGAGUGCCGCCUCGACGAGGCCCUCUUCGCCGCCGCGGACGCGUCGCCGCCGUCCGCGGGAGGCCUCCCGAUGCACGACGCCGCGUCGCUGUCCGACGACGAGGCCCUCGUCUACGACGCGACGAUGCGCCGCGGCGCCGCGCGCACGAUCGCCUUCAUGGCCGUCUUCCUCGCCGUCUGGACGCGCGGCGCGGAGUGGUACCCCUACAACGCGUUUCGCAUGUUCGCGGACUGGACGCCGCGGCCCAUCUUCUACGAGCGCUACGUCACCUACGACGCCGGCGGCGACCGGGGCCGCAACUUCCACUACCACGAGCUCAACGCCGUGCUCAACCGGAAGCGGCUCAUGGAGGGGCUGGAGAGCUGCGCGCGCGAGCCGGAGAGCCACCGGUGCGCCGCGUUCUUGGACUUCGCGGAGCCGCGCGCGCGCGCGAUGGCGGGCGCGCCGGCGCACCUCGUCGUCCAGACGCGCGCCUGGGACUUCGGCGCCGACCUCGACAAAGCGGGCUACUGCGACGCCAUGACCGUGCUCGACUACGACGCCGGGGAGCAGCGGACGCGGGUGGGGAGCGCGGACGAGCGGCCGAGCGCCGUGCUCCGGCGGCGGGCGGCGGGCGGCGACUUGGCGACGAAGAAGCUCGUCCAGGUCGACGGCGUCGCCGGCGGCGGCGCCCCGGGCGCCGUCUACCGAGUCGACCUGGGCGAGGCCUGCGUCCUCGAGCGGCGCUUCGUGGACUUCGUGGCGCUGCGCGACGAGCUGGCCGUGGCCUACCCGGCGGUGCGGGCCUUCCGGUUCCCGUGCACCGGCUCCGCGCGCCGGGCGGCCGGCGCGCCGGACGCCGUCGCCGCGGCGGCGCGCGAACUGCUCGCGGGCUGCGCGACGCUCGACGGCGGCGCGCCGCCGGAGGCCUUGGAGGACUGGGUGGACCGCGACGUCGUCGAGGUGUCCGCGCCGGAGCUCUCGCGCGGGCGCGCGGCGGCGGAGAAGCUGCGGCGGCGGCGCUGCGGCGUCCACGUAUCCUUCGCGCCGUCCCUGGUCCACAAUUUCUACAAGGUCGUCGUGACCGACGACUCGGGCGCGACCUACGCGACGCGGCUCCGCUUCUCGGCCUUCCGCAAGGCGCACGGGCACCUGGGCCACCUCGGCUUCCCGCCGACGCCCGCGAGCCGCCACCUCGGCGUGCCCCUCACGGACUCGCAGCUCCGCGCGCGGCUCGCGGGCCUGCGCGCCUACGUCCAGGGCGCCGUCGGCCUGUUGCCGGACGCGUCGGCGGGCAUGGGCGCGUUCCUCGAGGCGCUCGACUUCGUCGAGGAGCCCUGGGCGGCGCCGCGGCCGCCGGCCUACGGCGAGGCCGCGGUCCACGACGCGGCGCUCGGCGCGUUCACGGACGCGCCCCACGCGGCGGCGCCCUUCUGGUGUCCCGCGCGCGUCGACGGCGAGCCGCCGACGCCGGGCGCGCGCGCGUCCGAGUGGUCCGCGGCCGACGACGGCGACUACGCCGUGCAGCUCCUCGUCGAGGCCGCCGCGGGGCUCGACGCGGGCCACGAGGGGUCCCACGUCUACGCGACGGCGCGGCCGUUGCGCGUCGCGUCCGGCGGCGAGCUCGCCUUCGACGACGAGCGCGUCGCGCGGGGCGAGCCCCGGGUCGUCGAGGCGCGCGAGUCCGGCGGAUCCGCGGCCUGGGACCCGGCGGCGAUCUUCGACUUCGGGCGGCGCGAGGAUUGCCUGCUCUUCCGGCUCCACUCGCUCGCGCGCGGCGACGACGACGACCGCAACUGCAUCGGGUUCUGCGUGUUGGGCAACUUCCCGCGGCCGCGCGACGAGGCCGCGGCGGAGGCCCCGGAGCUGCGGUUCCAGCUCCUGGACCACGACAACUUCGCGACGUCGACGACGAUCUACGCGAAGCUGCGCGUGCUCACGAAGGCGCGGACGCGCGCGCUGUCCGUCGUGCGGAAGACCAUCGUCUACGUCUACGAGAAGCUCGACGAGGACCGCGCGCGCGGCGGCCGCCGGCAUCGGUCGUUCUUCGACGACGUCGCCUGCACGCUCUGCAGCACCGAUGGGGACGGCGACGACGACGGCUGGCGCCGCGCGGGCUGCUCGUUCCCCGCGGAGGGCAGCUUCGGCGAGGUCGCGCGGCCCAUGGUCAUCGAGAGCCGGCGGAGCCUCGACGACUUCGCGCCGGCGCCGGACGGCGACGUCGUCCUCAUCGACUGGCACCACCCGGGCGGCUGGGACCCCGUCUGGGAGUACGCGCGCGACGUCGAGUCCGCGCGCUGGUCCUACGAGCCCAAGAGCCACCGGGACGUGUUCCGCUCCACGAUCUUCCACCGCUACACGACGACGGACGAGUCGCUCCUGGGCCGCGACGUCGCGAGCCUCCACGAGCUCGCGAACAUCGAGAUCCACCCGCCGGCCGCGGAGCGGUCGGGCGGCGCCGGCCGCGCGCGGCGGGCCAUCGGCGGCGGCGGCGGCGGCGGCGGCGGCGUUUGCGACGCCCUCGUCGCCGCCGCGGCGGCCUACUCGCGCCACGACGCCGACGUCGUCUACGACUUCGAGGGCUCGCUGCAGGGCUGGGGCAGCGCCGCGUCGAGCGAGAUGCAGCUCGACGUCGCCGCGCGCGGCGGCGAGCUGCUGGGCACGGUGCGCGGCGGCGCCUUCGUCAGCGAGCCGCACCUGGACUCGCCGCCGCUCGCGCUGUCCGCCGCCGGGCGCCAGACCGUGGCCAUCCGCAUGAAGUACCAGGGCGGCGCGGCGCGCGGCGCGCGGCUGGCGGCGACGUACGGCGGCGCGGCGCCGUCGCCGGACCACUCGGGCGACCACGGCACCCACGACUGGACCGUGCGCGGGCCGCCCGUGCCCGUGGGGAACUCCGGCGGCGCCUCGGGCGACGCCGUCAACGACGGCGACGCGUCGACCGCCGCGGACCUCGCCGCGGGCGACGCGGUUGUCUACGGCUGGCGCGCCGCGGAAGCCGGCGCGCGGAAGCCGACGAAGGGCGCCAUGGCCCACGCCAUCACGGACGUGGAAAUCAUCUGCGACGCCGGCGACUGCCCCGCGUCGCUGGCGCUCCAGGCCGGCCCCAGCAACGCGAGCGCGUCCGCGGGCUGGACGACGUUCGCGACGGUCGCCCCGUCCAACGGCACGUCGUCCCGCCAGUUCCUCGCUACGGGCCUCAGCCCCGACGCGCGCCACGCCUUCUGGCGCGUCGUGGUCUCGACGGACGCGCGCGUCCGCGAGCUCCGGCUGCUGCCGUGCGUCGUCGAGGCGCGCUUCGGCAUCUCGCCGUCGCCCGACUACGUCACCUACGUCGUGCCCCUCUGGCGCCGCGCGGCGGCGCUCGGCGUCGGCGGCGACGCGCCGUCGAAGGCCGGCAGCUCCCUGCUGCUGACGAAGCUCCGGCUCUACCUCGGCGACGUCGCGCUCGCGCCCGACGAGGUCCGCGAGUACGACAUGGACGGCGACGAGGCCUGCGACGAGUGGCGGUCCGGCGACGCGACGACCUCGGACCCUGCGUCCUGGGCGUCGCCCUUCUGGCGGCUCCGCGCGGACGGCGAGCGCGUCGCGCCCUGGAUCGUCUCGGAACUGGUCAUGUACGCGGACCGCGAGUGCUCCGCCGGCGCGGCGCUCGGCGCGCACGUCGACGCGGGCCGCGCGGGGUCGCGCGGCGGCGUCGUCGCGAGCGCCUGGGCCGGCGCCGGCGACGGCUGGGCGUUGCGGGACGGCGACUGCGAUAUGGAGGACGCGGGCGGCGGCGGGCCGAAGGUCUUCGAGGCCGGCGCCGCGGCCGCGACGGACCGCGACGCGGGCGGCACCUUUCUCGGCUACGCCUUCGAGCGGGCCGUCGCCGUGCGCUGCGUCGCCAUCUGCCAGUCGAUGCUCGCGGCGAACCGCGCCGAGUCCGUGACUUUGGAGCGGAGCGACGACGGAGGGAGCUGGACGCGCCACGCGACGCUCGCGCUACCCGCGGCGGCGACCAUCGCCAAGGCGAACCCCUGCAAGCUGUCGCACACGGCCGACGACUACGACCGCAAGCGCCGCGAGGCCUACGACCGGUCCGCUCGAUUCCCGCAGGGCGGCCACGCGACGAGCGGCAGUUUCGGCGCGCGCGACGCGUUCGCGAUCGAGUCCAUCAUCCUCGCCUACCCGCCCCUCGUGCGCUCCGUGACGGGCUGCGUCGACAAGUUCUGGCCCGGCGUCGAGGCGACGCUCGGGGCCGCGCCGGUCUUGGACGACCGCGACGCGGCGACGCGGCUGAGGGACGCCUAUGUCGACGAGAACGGCUACCUGCGGCGCGGCGUCGCCGUGCUCGACAAGAUGCCCUGGUACAACGGCACGGACCGCGUGGAGCGGAGCGCCUACGGCGCGACCUUCGCCUGCCCGCGAAACGGCGGGCCGACGCUGACGAUCCGCGGCGAGCGGCUGGGCUCCGUCGACGCGCCGGUGACGGUGUCCGUCGGCGGCCGGGCCUGCGACGACGUCACCUACGUCGCGGCGCCGCCGGGCUACUCCUGGACCGCGCGCGCGAACAGCGACGAGAUCACGUGCGUCUUGCCGGCCUACGGCGGCGACGCGGCGGGCCCCGGCGACGUCGACGUCGUCGUCGCGCGCGCGGACGAGCCCGCGCUCCGCGACGCCGUCGCCUACCUCUCCUACGCGGGCGACCCGUCGGCACCCGACGCGCCGGAGGUCUUCCACGUCGCCGCGCGGUCCGUGGACCUGCGCUGGACGCCGCCGCCGUACCCAAGAUUACGAGAGGGCGCGCCGUCGAAGCUUUUGGGCGCGCUCCAGACGACGGGCUACGUCGUCCACUACAAGGUCGACGAGGCCCGCGACGCCGACGGCUUCUACACGCGCGGCGAGGACGACCGUUUGGGGUCCGGCGCGUUCGGCGCGCCGCGGGAUCCGCGGAAGAUCGAGGGCGCGCGGGACCGCUACGCGCCGGCGACGAACGACAUCUUCUCCGUCACGCUGGGCAACGUCACCACGACGACGAUCAUCGGCCUCGAUCCGGACACGCGCUACGUCUUCGCCGUCGCGGCCGUCGUCGAGGACCGGUUCACCGACCCGGACCGGAUCGACACCGUGGACCUCUACGGCCGGCGGCCGCUGAUGGACGGCGCGCGCGUCGGCCCCCGGUCGACCUUCACGAACGCGACGGCGACGCUGGUGCACGAUUUGUCCUUUUCUCAUUUUGAUGCGAACGCCACCGUGGCCCACGGCGCCGCGGAUCCGCGGUCGGGCCUCGGGCCCGGCGGCCUCGUCGGCGGCGAGGGGGCCUGGGGUCUGGUGCUCGCCGGGUCCGCCAACGUCGAGCACUGCAACGCGUCGCACGCGUGCUGCGACGCCUUCGACGCGCACGCGUUCGCGCUCACCGGCGACGGCUGCGCCGCGGCGUCCUACGCGUGCGUCGAGACGACGGCGCGCGACGCCUUCGACGUCGAGGGCGACGCCGGCCGCCGCGCGGCGCCGCGCAACGACCCGGCGCUGGGCGCUCUCAACCGCGCGGUCGCGAAGCGCAUCGCGCUCGUCGGGGACUUCUCGCCGCGGACCUUCGCGCUGCCCCUCGUGCCGACGGCGGCCUGCGGGCCGGCCGUGCGCCUCACGCCCGCGGCGCCGCGGCGCGCGGGCGCGGUCUGGUACGGCCGGCGGCUCAACGUGCGCGAGGGCUUCGACACGACGUUCGUGCUGCGGCCGUCGGACCCCUCGCGGCGCUGCGGCGUCAUGGACGGCGCGCACACGCGGUGCCGGAGCCGCGGCGGCGACGGCUUCGCGUUCGUCGUCCAGACCGACGGCCCCGCGGCGCUCGGCGGCGAGGGGAGCGGGCUGGGCCACGACGGCCUGCGGGACGCCGUCGCCGUGGAAUUCGACACGUACUACAACCCGGAGCUCCUCGAGCCCUACGAGAACCACGUCGCCGUCCACGCGCGGGGCCGCGGCGCGCCGUCGUCGGCGCACCACGAGGCCGCGCUCGCGUCGUCCGCGCGGCUCCCGGACCUCGGCCGCUUCCCGGCGGGCCGCGAGUUCCGCGUCGUCCGCGUCGUCUACGACCCGGCCUUCGACGCGGGUUUGGCCCAGCUCGACGCCUUCGAGGCCUCGCCCGCGGCCGCGGCGUUCCUCACGAACGGCGCCUUCGCCGCGGGCGGGCUCCCGGACUUCGGCGCGGGGCUGGGCACGCUGAGCGUCUUCGUCGACGACCUCGACGCGCCCGUCGUCGUCGCGCCCCUGAACCUGGACGCCCUGCUGUCGCUCCACCACGGCCGGGCCUACGUGGGGCUCACGGCGGCCACGGGCCUCGACACGUGGCAGGUCCACGACGUCCUCCAGUGGAACUUCACCAUGCUCCGCAAGGACCCGCCGAUCGACAUGCCCCCGGUCGCGCGCCUCGCGCCGUCGGAGGAGACGGACGUCCGCGUGGGCGUCGUCGUGUUCCCGGCCCUCGACGGCGCCCAGGACGACCUCAGCGGCGGCGCCGCCGUCGCCGUGAAUUUGACGCACGACAGCGGCGCGGUCGCGGCGGCCAUCGCGUCCGCCGUGCGCGGCGGCCGGGUCCACGGCGACGGCGAGUCCUGCGCGAACACGGGCGCGGACAACGACGGCGACUGCGACGACGCCUUCGGCUGCGGGGAGGGCUGCCACCGCGUCUACGAGAGCCUCAUCUCCGGCGGCGACGACGCGGUCAAGGCGGCGAACUGCGACCAGCUCUGGGCCAUCGAGGACCUCGUCGGCGAGAACUUCCUCGCGGAGUUCGGGGCCGUGCUCUGCGGCACGGGCGAGUUCUCGUGGGACUACCCGACGGCCGCGCCGACGCCCGCGGUGGCCUGCGGCGACGACGCGGCCUGGUUCGUGUCGGGCAAGCCGUCCCGCGGCUGCGACUGGGUCGCCGAGUCGCCCGCCGCGCGCUGCGGCAAGACGGACUCCGACGGCGAGGCCGCCGACGACGCGUGCCGGGAGACCGCCGACGGCGGCGCCGUCGCCGCCGCCGAGCUCGGCUCCAGCGCCUGCGCCGACGCCUCGGCCGUCGCCAGCGCCGACGGCGCAGCCGGGCGAUCCGACAGCCUCACCGGUGCUCGCGCCGACGCCGAGGCCAUCGACCCUGCCAAGCUCUGCUCCAGCGCCUGCGCCGACGCCUCGGCCGUCCUCGUCCCCGAGCUCGACGCCGUCCGCUGCGCCAUCCCCCUCGCCGAGAGCGGCGCCGUCCUCGUUUCCGAGCUCCUCGCCGAGCGCCACGCCCAUGUCCCUCCCGCCGUCGGCGGCGCCGUCCAGCUGCCCCAGCGCGACUCCGUCUGCGGCGCCGUCCAGCUGCCCCAGCGCGACUCCGUCGACCCCUCCGAGCGCGACGCCGUCCUCGUCCCCGAGCUCGACGCCGUCUGCCGCGCCAUCGCCCUCUCCGAGCGCGACGCCGUCCUCGUCCCCGAGCUCUUCGCCGACUGCGCCUGGGUCGCGGACUGGCCUCCGAGGUGCGACGUCGUCGGGGAGGACUUCUGCGUCGCCCACGAGGUCUGCCGCCACGCGUGCGGGAACACGAGCUCGCCGUCGGCGGCGCCGUCGCUCACGGCGGCGCCGACGUCGGGCCGGCCGUCGCCGCGGCCGUCGCGGACCGCGCGGCCGACGGAGACGGCGGCGCCGACGCCGGGCCCGACGACGGGGGCCCCGACGCCGCGGCCGUCGCCUCGGCCCAGCCCCGCGCCGACGGCGGCGCCGGGGAACCCGACGGCGGCGCCCGUCGCCGCGCCGACGCCGGCGCCGUCGGAGUGCGCGGACAGUUCGUCCUGGUACAAGAAGGGCGACCCGUCGAAGGACUGCGCGUGGGUCGCGGCCUACGCUCCCCGGUGCGGCGCGAGGGGCGAGACGACGUUCGCGUUCGCGGCCUGCCGGCUGGCGUGCGGCUGCUCCGCGCCGCCGUCGCCGGCGCCGUCGCUCACGCCGCGGCCCUCGGCCCACGGCGCCCGGGAGGACGCGACGGCGCAUCCUUCGCCGGUGCCCCCCGCGGUCGCGCCGUCGCCCGCGCCGACCGCGUCCGCCGCGCUGCUCAUCGAGCCGACGGAGCUCUACGUCGUCACGGUGCGGCUCGACUUCGACGCCGACGACGUCGCGGCCUGCGGCGCCGACGCCGUCGUCGUCGGCGACUCCGAUCCGCUCACGUCCGACGUCGUCCGGGACAUCCUGAACCUGACGAGCCCCUCGAGCACGCUCGACGUGACGAUCGCCCCUUGGUGGACGCCGCGCCCGACGACGCCGUCGCCCACGGUCGCCCCCGGCAACCCGACGGCCGCGCCUGUCGCCGCGUGCGUCGAGGCGACGGCCGCGCUCUUCGAGAACGGGUCCUUCAUCGGCGCCACGGCCGACGCGCCGCCGCCCGUCGUCACGUCGAACAACCUCGGCGGCGUCGGCCCGAACGCCAGCGACGCCGAGGAGCUGCGCGUCGCCGGCUACUACGCGCGGCGCUUCGAGAACGCGUCCGGCGCCGACGCGGUCGUCGUCGCGGAUCUCGUCAUCGUCGCGCUCGACGGCACGUACGAGUCGACGGACCCGGCCGUGAACGGCGUCUGGGGCACGGGCCGCACGGCCCUCGUCAACGUGCUGGACAACACGACGGCGAAGCUGUCCGUGUCCCUCGAGGCGACGGCGACGCGCGCGGCGAUGCCCUUCACCGGCGACGCCGACGCGCUCAUCAUCGCCAUCCUCGACGUCGACGGCCAGAAGGACGACCGGAAGCAGCGCGAGAGCGUCUGCGUCCAGGACGACGACCUCGCGGCCUACGUCGUCCGCGGCGGCGACCGCGGCGAGGUCGCCGUCGUCAAGUCGAACGCGUCGUGCGACGGGCGGACCCAGGAGCCGUCGACGACGUUCCUCUCGACGGCGCCGGGCUUCCUCUGCGACAACCCGGAGCGGAUCCCGGAGCUGGGCGUCGUGACCUGCGCGGGUUGCGACCAGUGCGCCGAAAACCCGGACCUCGAGCGCUACUUCCCCGUCGACCAACGCAGCCGCGCGGUGCUCCUCGCGUUCCCCCGCGACUUGUCGACGUUCGUCGUCCACGUGGGCGUGCUCUGCGACGACUGCGUCUUCGACGGCGGCCGCACCUUCAACUUCGCCGCCGUCGUCGGGCACACGGACGGCCUCUUCUGCGCCGCGGCGGCGAAGCGGGCCGCGGGCGACGAGUCCGCGGGCUCCUGGGUCGGCGCCUGGGACGCGGACUCGUCCGACGACGAGCCCGGACGGCGGCGCCUCGCGGGCGAGGGCGCGGCGAUCGAGGUCUUCGCGCGCGUCGCGGGCGACGACGUCCUGCGCCUCGCGCUGUGCCUCGCGGGCGGCGGCGCCGUGCGGUCCGUCGCGGCCCUCGUCGGCGACGUCGUCGCCGCGGGCCUCGAGGCGGACUACGGCGUCGACGCGGCCGCGCUGUCGGUCGCCGCCGACGACGUCGACGACACCGUCGCGCCGACGGGCGGCGGCGGCGGCGGCGGCGGCGGCGGCGACGCCGACGCGGCGCGCGCGAGCCUCGACGACGACGACGACGACGGCGCGCCGCCGGCGCCGCCGGCGCUCGACGCCGCCGCGGUCCUGGGCGGGCUCGGCGCGGAGCGCUUCGUCGACGACCUCGUGGACCUCGGCGGCGGCGAGCUCCUCCCGCGGCUCGCGGACGACUGCUUCGUCGACGACGGCGGCGCGGUCCUCGCGCCCCGGCCCGCGGACGACGCCGCGGUCCUCGUCGAGGACUGCCUCGUCGACCUCGACGCCGGCGGCCCGCUCCUCCUCGCCGCGGACGACGCGGACCGGGUCGGCGACUGA